Messenger RNA from Symbiodinium natans, 699 nucleotides. The record is from the annotation of a GenBank genome assembly. Lineage: Eukaryota; Dinophyceae; Suessiales; Symbiodiniaceae.
AUGGCCAUGAAGCCGAUGAGGCAGUUCCGCCCCUUUGAGUUGCUGGCCAAGGAGACCCUGGCCGAAGGUGGCGAGGAAGGCUUUCCAGUGCGGCGUUUCACCUUCCAGCUUCCCGAGGGCUGCUCCCUGGAGUCCUUGGGCUUCGACAUGGGCCUGGGAGACUGCGUGCAGGUGAGUGCGGCUGGAUCGGUGCGGUCGUACUCACCCGUCUCGCCGGGCCAGCGUGCCGGGAGCUUCGACCUGGCGGUGAAGAUCUACCCCGGAGGCCAAUGCUCCGGGCACCUGGACAGUUUGGCUGUGGGCGACCAGGCCAUGAUCUCGGGCCCUGCGCCGGUUCCCUGGCUCGCCCACGCGUUGAACCAGCAGCAGCACGUGGGCCUCAUCGCCUUCGGCGUGGGGAUCACGGAGGCGCUGCCGGUGGCUAGGUCCCAGCUUGCCAAGCCCGUUGACGUCGUGGAGCGGGUGGUCUUGCUUUGGGGCAACAAGACUUGGAUGGAUGUUUUCUGGCAGGAGGAGCUGCAGGAGCUGGCACAGCAGCAUCCGGGCCGAUUCCAGGUGGUCUUUGCCCUUUCAAGAGAAGACCAUGAAGGUUGCGUGCGAUCCCGCAUCGACCCGCCCCUGCUGCAAUCAACCUUCGGCGACUUUGCGCCCACCGCGGGCUUCCUUGUGGUGGGCACCAAGCAGAUCCUUGGGGCUUAA